AGAGUCUCUUCUUGUUUUAGUAUGGAACGUUACAUGGAAGGUGGUUUCGCACAAAUAUGGAACGCCUUCACCUCUAGAGAUGAAGCUACUGGCUUCCUCAAGGAGAUGAUUGAAUCUCACCCUUGGUACAGAGCCAUCUGCAUUAGAGACCUACCAAUUGGGUCAAUCUAUGUGAUGCCGGGAGUCGGGAAGGAUCAUCGGAGGGGAGAGAUUGGCUAUGCUUUGAAUGCGAAGUACUGGGGAAAGGGAAUAGCAACAGAGGCAGUGAAGAUGGCGGUGUCAUGUGCAUUCAAGGAGUUGAAGUGUCUGAGCAGAGUGGAGGGUUUGGUUUUUGCAGAGAAUAGGGCUUCACAAAGGGUGCUGGAGAAAGCUGGGUUUGUUAAGGAAGUAAUUCAAGUCGCUUCCAAUCUCCCAAGAAUUAACUAUGAGCCUGGAUUUGGCGAGUAUCUCAAAUCCAUUAAUCUCACAUCUCUCUCUUAGAAGUAUUUGACAUAUUUUCAGAUCUCCUCAAUCUUCUGUUUUUUUACUGUGUAAUUUUAUUUGUGAUGCUUUUGAAUCCAUUUUGCUAUUUCUCAAUUUUACUUGAUGUUUGAGUGGUUUAUGUUUCCAUUUCUUAAUUUUGAUUUUGAUUUGUGUUUCAAUGGUGAGAUUGUUUUGAUAUUUGGGUGUUUUUGGGUGAAAUAUGUAUUUGGGCCUGCUUUAAAUGAUUUUGUGUAUUAACAGAGGAAGGAAGAGAAAUAGCUUUUGUCAUCAUUUGGUAGCUAUCCAUAUAAAUUGUUUGUUUGCUUUAUCAUAAUAGGUAUUUUGCUUCCAAACCUACACAUUUUACUGUGAUGAUGACCAGAAUUUGAACAUGUGUUCAUUUAUCCAUGAUGAUUUCUCUUGGUAUGAAUUAACUGUGGUUGUUCUUGGUAUGCAAAUUUUGUUAAAUCCUUGCUUUGUGUAUUCUAUGUUUGGAAGUGGUUAGGUUUUGGCUUUUGGAAUGUGCUUUCUUUUUGUUUGAUUUUUAAUUAUGUGAGAAAAAGUUUAAUGAAUUCUAGCUCACUAGUGGGUUUUCAUUUAUCCUUUGUGCAGAAUAUAUGAUGGAGUGGAUUAAAAUUUUACUGCUUCAUUUUUUAUUGGUUACUGAGAAAGUGAAGGAAAAGUGAAAAGAAUUAGGAUUUUCUAAAUCUAUCUCUUUUAUUGUUUCUUGAGAGUGUUUAGUGAUCAAAGCCAUGGCCACGUUGGCAGAGAACCACCACCACCACCACCACUUCUUUGUGCAGAAUAUACGAUGGAGUGAGUU
Messenger RNA from Rubroshorea leprosula, 1285 nucleotides. Lineage: Eukaryota; Viridiplantae; Streptophyta; Magnoliopsida; Malvales; Dipterocarpaceae. The record is from the annotation of a GenBank genome assembly.